This is a messenger RNA of Penicillium angulare, 855 nucleotides long. RefSeq lists its product as uncharacterized. NCBI's taxonomy places the organism in Eukaryota, Fungi, Ascomycota, Eurotiomycetes, Eurotiales, Aspergillaceae. The transcript has a single exon. Bases 1 to 855 code for a protein of 284 amino acids. The record is from RefSeq and is a predicted model, not a curated record.
AUGCGCGUUAUCGCUGCUCUUGGCCUCGCGGCUUUGACCUCUAUGGUCUCUGCCCGUCCUCACGCCCACGGUCACCACCACGCCCACCAGGAGCGUGAUGUCCAGGAACGUGACGUUGUUGUCGACUGGGUCACCAAGGUCGAAUGGGUUACCGUUACCGAUGAGGUUUCCCCUCCUCCUGCUCCUACCACCUCUGCUGAGCCAACCACCACCACCACCAGCGCUGAGGUGACCCCCACCAGUCUGGCAAUCCAGCAGGCCGAAAUCCAAAUCCCCUCCAGCUCUUCCAGCUCUUCCAGCUCUACCAGCUCCUCCAGCUCAGUCGCAACCGUCCAGCCAACCCCCAUCGUCACCCCAACCUGGACUACCUCCUCUUCUGUGGUCCCCAGCUCCACCUCCGACGUGAUCGAAACCGCCACCGCUACCGGCGGCUCCGGCGUCAAGAUCGAAAACAACCUCGGCCAAACCAUCUACAUGUGGGCUACCUCCAACCUGGCCGGAGAGAUGGACACCAUUGCCGACGGUGAAUCUUACACUGAGACCUGGCAGAUUAACCCCGAUGGAGGCGGUAUCUCCAUCAAGCUUGGAACUACCUCUGAAGAACUCUCUGUGCUCCAGUUCGAGUAUACUAAGGAAGAUGAGACUAUCUGGUGGGAUAUGUCUUCUAUUAACCUUGACAAGACUUCCUUGUUCGUUCAAAAGGGUUUCUCCGUUACUUCUAACGAUGCUUCUUGUUCCACUGUUACCUGUGAUGCUGGCAAUGAGGAUUGUUCCGAGUCUUAUCAGCAUCCUAAUGAUGUUGAUACUCGCUCUUGCACUUCCACUGCCGCUUUCACUCUUAAGCUGGGUGUUUAA